ACGGGAGAUACCAAAUUAAAUCACGUGACAAGGCUAUCUUCCCUGUGCUCUUGAUUUGGAAACUUUUCCCAUCGCGAUCACAGCAGCCCUUACCAAUUUUGCGACCGUUUUGUAGCUAUCUUGCAUUAAUCCAUUUUUACCACACUUUAAUAUUAUUUUCCACCCAUAGCUCAUUAUGGGUAAGAAGAAGCGUGGUCAUCCCGACCUCGAGGAACUCCUGAGCCGGCCCUGGUGCUAUUACUGUGAACGCGACUUCGACGACCUGAAGAUUCUAAUUUCCCACCAAAAAGCGAAACAUUUCAAAUGCGAUAGGUGCGGUAGAAGACUGAAUACAGCCGGAGGAUUAUCUGUUCACAUGAGCCAAGUCCAUAAAGAGACAUUAAGUGCCGUGGAUAAUGCCCUACCUAACCGGUCGAGCUUGGAUAUCGAGAUUUUUGGCAUGGAGGGCGUCCCAGAGGAUGUAUUGCAGGCUCACAAUCAGCGCGUCCUGACUCAAUAUCAACAGGCUGAAGCGGAACGACGUGCUGUGACUGGGAACCCCGCACCUGGGGUGCCAGGUGGUGGAAGUCAAUCGAAGAAACCCAAGUUCGAAAGUCCCGCAGAAUUGAAAAAGAGACUUGCCGAACAUAAGGCGAAACUUGCUGAACAAGCGGCGGGAAGCAGCAGCGGGGAUGUCACCCCUGUUGGCGCUGGACAGGGGAUACAGACAGGUGCGGCUGCAUAUGCUCCAACGACUCAGUAUCCUACAGGUCAACAGCCGUUGAAUGGCUCAAGUCAGCCGUAUCCUUAUCCGCAGCCCUAUGGACACACUGGCGCUUAUCAACCAGGUGCGGCGUCAUUCCAGAAGCAACCCGAUUAUGCUUCUCCCGUCUAUGCUCAAUAUCCACCUACCGUACAGCAGUUUCCCACAACUCAAUUUAGCCCUCCGCAAAUGUCACCACAACACUACCCGCCUGCUGCGUCGACUUUGCCCCAGCGCCCAUUGGGAACCAAUACGCCCCCUGUAGCAUUUCAACAACAGCAAGCACCCCGAACCCAAACCCCCCCCCAAACUAGUCCCUUCCCCUCUCGUACACCUAGUUUACCUACUGCUCCUAGCCUUCCCCAACGCCCAAGUUUUGGGGUGCCGCAGGUCAAUGCCUUCCAAAUGCAACAAUUGCAUCAUGGUCAACCUUCAUAUGGAGCAGAGCAAUCUCAAAGUAGUAGAAGUCCUUCGGGACCUCAUCCUACUGGAGAACAACCCUCAAGCUCAAUUGAUGACCUGAUUUCAGGAGCAGCGAAGCAAGUUGACGAAAUGGCCGGCAAGUCCUCCACUCCUACAGCGAAGCCUGAGGACGGGACUGGUGAGAAGCCAGCAAGGAAAGAGAAGGAAAAAUCGAAGGCUACGAGAAUGGUGUAUUCUGAUAACGAGAUAAGCCCGGAGGAGAAAAUGGCUCAAUUGCCUAGGUACGCAUAUGUUCCUGAACGCAAGGAGGAUACGGUCCUUGGGGACGCAACUACUGCUGCAGUCGUGGGAGUCAAUACCGCUUCCGACACAUUGGUAAAUCCGCCGCAAUAAGUACGAUGUCCGCUUUCCAUCCGAUUUCAUCCAUUCCAUCUCCUGGCCGUCCUUUUAUAUUUGCUUCGGAAGGUAGCCGUCACAACAGGCGGAUUAUAUAUACUGGAGGAAUGGUUGUAGCGUCCAGUUAAGUCCUUCGACACACCAAAAUUCUAGAAGACAUAUAUUCCUUAAAUGCAGUUUCAGCAUUGAUCCUCAGCAACUGUGAUGAGCAGGCAGGUGCGCUUUUUUCAGAAGCCGGAACCGGGGCCAAAUAUGGCUGUUAAUCUCUGACCUUUCAACCGAAGAAGAAAUACCGACUGUUCAUGGAGACCUGCAAAUGCAUAAUUCCACCGAUAAAAUGACAAGGAGGAUUUCGUCGGCACUGGUGAGUCCGAUUGCAAAUCUUAUAUAAUGAUGGUCUUGGCCGUUGGAGGAGGGUUGCUUUCGGAGCAAAUCUAUGCGCAGCUAGGUUCAUUCGAAUGUUCUUUCACUUUUUUUCGCUUUGUUUUCUCUUCUGCAAUUUUCGUUUUGAGGAGCUCCAGAGUGACCAACCGUUCAUUUGGCAGAAAGCCGGAGACAGGGUUGGCGAAAGGGAGUUUAAAUUUUAUGUUGAGUCAAUUAAAAGGGGAACUCGUCCCCUUGUCUCCAAGCCACGAUGAGAGUAUUUCGCUGCUGCGUAUUUCCAUAUACUGAAUGUAAGUUUACUUUUUUGCGAUUGCUCUUGUAGAAACGAACUUCCAAAGGUCUGAAGAAAACAAACAAAUAAAUGGGAGGAAACAAAUAAAGAAGAAAAAGACGAGGGAGAAAAGGCAAUGCAGCGCAGUGGUUAGUCCAGAUCAUUCUUUUUCUAUUGUCUGUGUUUUCCGAUCUCCCUUGAUAAUGGCCCAUGAGUGAUUUGUUUUGAGUGACUUGUUUUCUAUGAUAUAUUCACCACAUAUUUUCAAUUAACUAUUUUUGGAACUGGAUAUUUUCUAAAUGUCAAUGAUUGUCGUUGAGGGGGCUUUUGGUCAACAUAAUUUAACAAUCAGGGCUUUUUACUGGACUUCAGCUAUACUGUGUCCUGGACGGUUAUUGGAAAUCCAGCAUCCGGAAUUUAUGAAAAGAGUUACAUUACAGUUGAUCUAAAUUUCACCUAGGAAAAGGGAAGCUUCUCUUCUUAAUGUAUCCAUAUAACUAGGCGGCUUAUUGGUGGAUCCUGCGGGCGGGAGCAAUGUCCCCUUCUCAGCCCUGUUUUCCGUUGGCGCUAGCAAGCCAGACGACGGCUAACCAUAAAUCUAUUAGUGAUUGAUCACCCAAGUAGAUAUUGAUUGUAUAAAACAGUAA
Messenger RNA from Blastomyces dermatitidis ER-3, 2863 nucleotides. RefSeq names its product C2H2 finger domain-containing protein. The transcript has 3 exons. The coding region runs from base 176 to 1558 and encodes 460 amino acids. The record is from RefSeq and is a predicted model, not a curated record. Gene Ontology annotation, cellular component: nucleus. Gene Ontology annotation, molecular function: DNA binding. Lineage: Eukaryota; Fungi; Ascomycota; Eurotiomycetes; Onygenales; Ajellomycetaceae.